This is a messenger RNA of Exophiala dermatitidis NIH/UT8656, 972 nucleotides long. RefSeq names its product ribonuclease T2. Gene Ontology annotation, cellular component: extracellular region. The record is from RefSeq and is a predicted model, not a curated record. NCBI's taxonomy places the organism in Eukaryota, Fungi, Ascomycota, Eurotiomycetes, Chaetothyriales, Herpotrichiellaceae. Gene Ontology annotation, biological process: RNA catabolic process. The transcript is spliced from 3 exons. Gene Ontology annotation, molecular function: ribonuclease T2 activity; RNA binding. Bases 1 to 972 code for a protein of 323 amino acids.
AUGACGUUCAUGAAGCACGUUGGCCUGGCCGCUGCUCUGCUGAGCUCAGCAGCUGUGCAAGCCUCCCUCUACGGCGAGAGCAAUGUCAACCACACUUGCGUACUAGAGCCUUCCAUUCUCUCCUGCUCGUCGCAGGCGAACCCAGCCAAUGUGGACAGCUGCUGUACGGAAACCUACGGUGGUCUCGUGCUUUCGACCCAGUUCUGGCAGACAUGGACGGGCCUUGAGUCCAAAGGUCAGAAACUGCCACCCAACCGGUGGACUUUGCACGGUCUGUGGCCCGACUUCUGCAAUGGAUCGUACACGCAGUACUGCGAUUUGUCGCGCCAAUACGACCCUGUGCCGUCGCCGAACACCACCAACGGUCUGCCCAAUGGCACCGUCGUUCCGCCAUAUGAUGGACCCAACGUUGGCACCUUCCUGGAAGCCUUCGGACGAUAUGAUCUGCUCAAGUGGAUGAACACGUAUUGGGUCAAUCAGGGCGCUCCCAACACGGACUUUUGGGCCCAUGAGUUCUCCAAACAUGCGACCUGCUUCUCGACGUUUGACCUCCCUUGCUACGGGCCCGAAUACGUUAAACAUCAGGAAGUCGUGGAAUUCUUCGAGACCGCGAUCAAGUACUACAACCGUCUGCCCACUUGGGAGUGGUUGAAUGAGGCCAAGAUCGUGCCUUCGAACUCCACCACGUACACGUUGUCCGAUCUACAGGCCGCGCUGACCAAGAAGUACGGCGCGACACCUUACAUCGGCUGCUCUGGCCCCCGUUACAACACCACCGAGGCCGGGAAGGAUAGCUCGGACAAUGGGCGUACGGUGAUCAGCGAAGUGUGGUAUUACAGCCACGUUAUUGGACGUCCGCAAGACGGAAUCUCCAUCCCCGUCAAUGCGACGGGCUCGAACACCAGCUGCGCAAAGGCCAAAGGUGCCCUGCACUACUACGAGAUGACCCCGGAGUCGGUGCAAGGCCAUUAG